Messenger RNA from Desarmillaria tabescens, 1081 nucleotides. RefSeq lists its product as uncharacterized. Lineage: Eukaryota; Fungi; Basidiomycota; Agaricomycetes; Agaricales; Physalacriaceae. Bases 120 to 836 code for a protein of 238 amino acids. The transcript is spliced from 3 exons. The record is from RefSeq and is a predicted model, not a curated record.
CUUCCCUGCCAGUGUGGGAGUUGGCUUGCAUGUAAAGUGAAGGAACGCAGCUUACUAGUAUUGGAACAGCGGACGUUUUGUGGCUGCCUGUAUUAUUGCGGUCGCAGCACAAUUCGCGAAUGUAUGUUCUGAGGCUCUAUCUUCCGUUUUUCAGAUCUAGAUUUACCAGCCGGCUUUUCCGCCAUAGCGUCCAAGAUGAUUGGUUUCUUCGUGUUCUGACUAUGCACCGCGCCCUUAAACUACAAAGAUUUCUGGAAUCCUCCCGACCUUAUGCGAAUGUAGGGGAGCAACGCUGCAAGAGCUGGUGUAUUUUUCCUUUCACUCUGCUCACUCUGCUUUGCGUUGACGCAAAGUCUAGCUUCCAAAACUAUUGUGGAAAUGGUGUAGCCGGAGGCGUUAUACGUCUCCGUCAACUGAAUCAUCUACAAGAUAUGGUAUUUUUUUCAGUGACCAGAGGUGCGUAUCCAGUCGUCUACUCGCCCCGAACCAUCUCUCCGUGGUCUAUAUCAUGGAUUAUCGUGAACCGCAUAAAUCCCCGCGUGGAUAGCACAGUUCUGUGCAUGGCCAAGGAUCAUAUCCCUCUUGUCAUAGAAAGUCAAGAAAGAUAUAUCCUGCGAUCCAACUCCAGCAUAUUAGCUGCUAUUCUAGUCAGCUUCAUCGGUCUCGUCGUCACGGCCGCAUUCCGGAAUGUUCACGACGAGGAUCACUGGAAACCAUCCGAUCUCCUGAUGCGAAUGAUGGACUCGAGCCGGCGGAACAGCGUCUCAAGGGCUGAUGAACUUUGCCUUUCACCCGCCUAUGCCUUAACGAUUGCUGGCAGCGCGCACAACAGGUGAGCUCCAAGUCCCCGUCAUGCGAUGCUCAUCUAUCUUGAUCGAGGUCUAUAUGUGUGCACACCGAAUCAUCGGGUCUAUCACCGUAAACGAUGUCUUGAAACGCGCAUCCACUUGCGUUGAUGCACUGUUCCGAUUUUACCUAUACAUUCUUUGCUUUGUAUAUGUUUCCGAUGGGCCCAAUGGUUCGAGUCUCUUUCAACAGAAUACCGGUAUCUCGUUGAAUACGCGCCCCACGGAAUUACGCG